Andrographis paniculata is the source of this 2347-nucleotide messenger RNA. Its product is annotated as pentatricopeptide repeat-containing protein At4g02750-like. The coding region runs from base 48 to 2246 and encodes 732 amino acids. Lineage: Eukaryota; Viridiplantae; Streptophyta; Magnoliopsida; Lamiales; Acanthaceae. Gene Ontology annotation, biological process: RNA modification. Gene Ontology annotation, molecular function: RNA binding; protein binding. The transcript has a single exon. The record is from RefSeq and is a predicted model, not a curated record.
ACGUAUUAUAUUAUGUUGACUUCAAGCUCAACUCUUGGCCUCCAUCAAUGUCGAGGAGCCUGCUGCGUCCAGAAUACUUCGAUUACCUCAGAAGAUCGCUUAAAGUGGCGUCAAAUUCACCUUCCUUUAUUGUCGCAUGGAAGCACCAACACUGGAAUGAUAACCUCUUAAAUCCUUCCAAGGCUUUCGACGUCGUCACCACUAACAAAGCCAUAACAUUCCGCUGCCAAACCGGAGAGAUAGAUGUCGCCCGCCACCUGUUCGACACAAUGCCUGAACGAACAACCGUCUCUUGGAACACCAUGAUUACAGGAUAUUCAAACUGGAAAAUGGUCCCCGAAGCACUAGGCUUAAUCUCCCUGAUGCAUCAUUCCGACGUGAAGCUCAACGAGACUACAUUCUCGAUGUCGCUGAGCCUGUGCGGGCGCGCGCAGCUGCUGGCCGGCGGAAAGCAGAUUCAUGGACUGGUCAUAAAAUCGGAGCACCGAAGGUUCAAGUUUGUGGGGAGUGCGUUGCUGUUCAUGUACGCCAAUUGCCUCGAAAUAGCGGAUGGACACAAGGUGUUCGACGAAUUGCGGCAAGAGAAUGAACUGUUGUGGAGCUUGAUGCUGGCCGGAUACGUGGAAUGCAAUCUGAUGAGCGAAGCAGUGAGUGUUUUCGAGAGAAUGCCGAGGCAGGGCGUGGUGGAGUGGACGACAUUGAUUGCAGGGUAUGUGAAGAGUGAAGGUGGGUGUAAGAAGGCCUUGGAGAUGUUCAAGAUGAUGAGGAGUGAUUGUCAGGCUGUUCCGAAUGAGUUUACAUUGGACUGUGUGGUGAGGGCUUGUGCUAUCUUGGAGGAUAUGCCCGGCGGCAGGGCGAUUCAUGGGCUUGUGGUGAAGGUUGGGGUUGAAAGCGAGUGUUCGAUAGGUACUUCGUUGAUUUUCUUGUAUUGGAAUUGUAAAUCGAGGGAUGAUGCGAAGAAAGUUUACGGUGGCAUGUUUAGCCCCAGUUUGAAUGCAUCAAAUGAGCUAAUUCGAGGGCUGAUAAAGUUGGGUCAGGUAGAUGAAGCUGAGUUGAUUUUCAGCAAAAUGGCUGAGAGGAAUCCGGUUUCUUACCAUCAGAUGAUUAAAGGGUAUGCGAUGUGCGGUCAGGUUGUGGAUGCGGAGAGGCUGUUUUCGCAAAUGCCGGUUAGGUUGUUGACCUCUCUGAACACCAUGAUCUCUGUGUACACAAGAAAUGGUGAUAUGGACAGAGCUUUGGAUCUUUUUGAGAAGGUGAAAGGAGAAGGUAACCCUGUGACUUGGAACUCAAUGAUUACGGGAUAUGUUCAUAACGAUCAGCACGAAAAGGCCCUUCAAUUGUAUCUGACCAUGCACGGACUGUCUAUAAGUCGAACUAGAUCAACAUUUUCUGUGUUGUUUCAAGCGUGUGCGUGCUUGGGAUCUCUUCGACAGGCGGAAGUAUUCCAUGCACAUCUGGAGAAAACACCAUUCUCAUCCAAUGUCUAUGUUGGCACAGCUCUCAUCAACAUGUACUCAAAAUGCGGAAGCAUUGCCAGCACGAGGGCAGCUUUUAGAUGCAUAACUUCUCCUAAUGUGGCAGCGUGGACGGCACUGAUCAACGGGCACGCAGACCAUGGACUUGGCUCGGGCGCAAUCUCAUUAUUCAAGCUGAUGCUAGAGAGGGACGUAGUUCCAAAUGCUGCGACUUUUGUGGCUGUCUUAUCUGCUUGUGCCCGAGCAGGAUUUUUGAAGGAGGGACUGAGGUAUUUCCAUCAAAUGGAAGAGCAGUAUGGUAUAAGUCCAUCCUUGGAGCACUUCACUUGUGUUGUGGACCUCCUUGGUCGAACAGGUCUCGUCCAUGAAGCUGAGGAAUUCAUUGAAGGAAUGCCGAUGGAAGCAGACAAAGUUCUGCUGAAUGCAUUGCUCCACGCUUGCUGGUUUUGGAUGGACAUGAGGACUGGGGAGCGAGUGGCUAGAAAGAUGUUUGCAUUGGAUCCGAACCCGUCUCCUGCCUGUGUGAUGAUGUCUAACAUGUACUCAAGCUCAGGGAAAUGGGGGCAGCACCUGAAGAUGAGAGACAUUUUAAAAGAAUGGAGAGUUAAUAAGGAUCCUGGUUGUAGCUGGAUAGAUGUAAACAACAGAACACAUGUUUUUUCUGUAGAUUAUCGAAGCCAUCCGAAAACAGACAUGAUCUAUUCAAUUUUGAAGUCCCUAAAAGUGAAUACCCUAUCAACUCAAGUAACAGGAAGUUGUAUUCCUGAAUAGCCUAUUGUUAUGACCAAACAUGCUGUGCAUCUACCUGACCAUGAGAUUUACAGUCAUCCUUAAAUUACCUGGAAAAUAUUGUUCGGAGCUCUCAGAGUUCU